AUGGAAGAACAAGCUCAACGAUUAAUUGAUCAAACAACAGCAGCAUUUAAAUCUGGCAAAUUACAAUCAAAUCCGUUUAGUAAUAGUGGCCCAGGUGGUGCUUCAAAUCUCGCAAUGCAUGGCAAUCGUUCACUAAUUACUUCUCAAAUUCAGCCUCCUCGAAAUGGUAUGCCUAUGAUGGCUAUGCCACCAUGGUUUCAAUUACCGCUCGGUAUGAGAACGUUAGGACCACCACCCACAAUGCCAUUGCAAAUGCAGAUGAGGCCACCAAUGCCACCUGGUAUGACACUACCAUCAGGAAUUGUACCAGCACAAAUUCCUCUUCCUCCUCAACAGUUACAACAAACAACUUAA
Molecule: messenger RNA, 354 nt
Organism: Didymodactylos carnosus
Lineage: Eukaryota; Metazoa; Rotifera; Eurotatoria; Philodinida; Philodinidae
Source: the annotation of a GenBank genome assembly